Messenger RNA from Pelmatolapia mariae (spotted tilapia), 5133 nucleotides. RefSeq names its product doublecortin-like kinase 1a (gene dclk1a). NCBI's taxonomy places the organism in Eukaryota, Metazoa, Chordata, Actinopteri, Cichliformes, Cichlidae. The record is from RefSeq and is a predicted model, not a curated record. Gene Ontology annotation, molecular function: ATP binding; protein kinase activity. Bases 427 to 1485 code for a protein of 352 amino acids. Gene Ontology annotation, biological process: protein phosphorylation; intracellular signal transduction. Gene Ontology annotation, cellular component: microtubule organizing center; microtubule. The transcript is spliced from 7 exons.
GUGGGGGCGCCGAAUGAAAAUCACGACAGAGUGACGUGGAGGAGGAGAGAGAAAGGGUGGGUGUAAAAAAAAAAACCAGAAAAGAGAAUGGGAGGGGAAGCAGCUGCUACCAAGUCCAUUUCCAGUCCAGCCUCUGCUGCUUGCUUUCUCACAACGCGCACACAAGCACACACACGCACGUAUUCACUGGUGUUUGGUGGUGGGGCACAUCAACCGGACAACAAAGAGACGCACAGGGGGGGCUCACACACUGCAGCCAGGACAGCAUCACAUAUCACCGGCGUCCAGUGUCAGGGACAAGCGCACUGAACUCCUUUCUCACAUCUGCUGGGAAUUAAAGCGUCAGUCAGACUGGAGGUGACCGUCACAGAAGCGUUAAUUGCUCGCGUAGACAGUACUGCCGUACUUGUGAGCCUCGGUAGCGAAAUGGAGAUGGAGCAUUUUGACGAGCGGGACAAAGGUCAGAGGCACAGCCGCUCUAGUGCGAAGAUGAACGGUGUGCCGAGUCCAACACACAGCGCCCACUGCAGUCUGUACCGGACCCGGACCCUGAAGACACUGAGUGCAGAGAAGAGAGCCAAGAAAGUCCGCUUCUACCGCAACGGAGACCGGUACUUCAAUGGGAUUGUGUACGCCAUUUCUGCUGACAGGUUCCGGACCUUUGACGCCCUGCUGGCGGACCUGACCCGUUCCCUAUCCGACAAUGUCAACCUGCCUCAGGGCGUCCGGACCAUAUACACCCUGGAUGGGUCAAAGAAAAUCACCAAUAUUGAUCAGCUAGUAGAAGGUGAAAGCUAUGUUUGCAGUUCUACUGAAGCCUACAAAAAGUUGGAUUACACAAAGAACGUGAACCCCAACUGGUCAGUGAACGUCAAGGCUGCGGCGGCAUCGUCCCGCGGGCUUCCGUCUCUGGGCAGCACCAAGGCCACCGCCUCAGAGGGUCGCGAAAGCAAGGACUUCAUCCGUCCGAAGCUCGUGACAGUGGUGCGGAGCGGAGUGAAGCCCCGGAAAGCAGUGAGGAUUCUUCUGAACAAGAAAACAGCCCAUUCCUAUGAACAGGUCCUGACUGACAUCACAGACGCCAUAAAGCUCGACUCUGGAGUGGUGAAGAAGAUCUACACGGUGGAUGGCAAACGGGUGUCAUGCCUGCAGGACUUCUUUGGUGACGAGGACAUCUUUGUGGCUUGUGGACCAGAGAAGUUCCGCUAUCAAGAUGACUUGAUGCUGGAUGAAAGUGAGUGUCGUAUGAUGAAAUCAUUGACCUAUGGGAGGAUGUCAGGCUCUUUGAACCGAGGCUCCCCCAGAACUGUUGUUCAAUCGCUGCGCAGCAAGUCGCCUGCAUCUGUGAACGGGACGCCGGCCAGUCAGCUGUCAACUCCUCAUUCGGGAAAAUCUCCCAGCCCCUCCCCAACCAGUCCAGGCAGCCUUAGCCGACGCAGGGAAAAGGACAAAGCCGGGACUGAGCAUAGGCCGACUACAUCUUAGAAUCACUAGAUUAUGAAGAAAGCACAACUUCCCAGCAUCUUUAGUAUUUCAGACCUCACCCAGUGCUGCUCUGGGCUUCCAGCAAGGCAAAUGUUCAUUUCAUUUGGAUAUUAUAGCACAUAUUCUGUCCCUCAUAAAGAACUCUGUCUGCCUUUGGUAGCUCAGCACUGAAUAACGUUAACACCGACUUGUUGAGAUCACCUGAUCUGUCAGUCAGUAAAUUGUGCAGUAUCUGAUAUAAAGAUGAGACUGGCUGAUUGGCAGUCUGCCCCAGUCUGCAAUGUGUUUUUAUUUUGCGGAAAUUGGAUUGCAUCCUUCUUCACCUGCUGAGCAUUGCAUUGCAUUUGACCAUCUUUCAGCAAAAAGAUGCAAUCAGUACACACUUCUGAUAUAGAAUUUCUUUUGUUUUUUUAAUCAAGUCACAUUAUUUUGUACAUGUCGAGUUGUGUAAAUGAUGUAGAAAUACAUUUUAUACUAGUCUAUUUGAUUAUUUAAGCCACUCCCCUCCCCUUUUUUGUCUGUUUUCUGUAGCUAACAAAUAAAAUUACUGCUGUACAGAGCAGGAGCAUGCAACUCAAAGGGAAAACUUCGAAUUAAAUAUCUCGACUUCGUGUACACUGUGCGCGCGCGUGUGUGUGUAGAUGCUUAUAUCAAAGUAUUUGUUAAUCCAGUCCUUGACAGUGAUGUGGGUGAGCUUUUAAGAACAGCUCCAAUCCCAAUCACUCAGCUUUCACACAGCAUCUCUUAAAUUUGCGCUUAAGCCGAUUGCUGUUUUAGUGUCUUCUCCCUCCUAAACAAACACUCGCUAGUUCAGUUCACCUCAGCCUCUAGAAUACCGAAAUACAGAUAUAUGUGUAUCCACAUAGGCUUCUACUCGCAGGUUUCAUGUGUUUCUAAUGCGCACUGAUUGAAACUCACUGCACGUUCUGCCCGACUGCAGGGAUGCAGCUAUGAUGUAUGUUGCAACUAUUUAUUUACACAGGCAGAUUUUAUGGGAGGAAAGCAGAGGGGGUCAUUACCUUUUAUAUAAGUAUGUGUGUGCGUGUGUGCGUGUGUGCGUGUGUGCGUGUGUGUGUGCAUGCAUGACCGUAUCCUCAGUCAGCGUAGGUUAAAGAAUCCAUUCCUUGGGUUUUCCUGUGCUAUUUUCCGUGAAUCUGGAAACAUAGAUGAAUGGCAGAGAGUCUGAAUCCAUUAGUGAGAAGUUAUAUUGACGCGAUCUGAAGGUAACCCAGGAUGACGGUAACAGAUCAGCUAUGAGCCGUAGCUAUAACAGGGCUUCCACAUUCAUCUGAAUUAUGGAACUGGGUCAUUAUAGUUUACAGUGUUGAGAGGAAAUGUUCUGGCUCGUGCGCACAUUUAUAAACUCUACCUCCCUUUCUAUGUUCUUUGCUCUGGUUAAAUAAAUGUGGGGCAGUCAUUGUAGAAAAUGACCCCGCCCACUCUCUGCCUCUUCCACAAUAUGAAAAUCCAGUGCUAUAAACGCAAACACACCACCUAUCCUUUGGUUUUCGUAACCUCCUUAAACCUUCUUUUCUAGCCCAUUUCAGACCUCACUGUUGCAGCAGUUACAUUCUAGUUGAGUGUCUGUUUCUCAAAGAGGGAUUAUUCCAGCCUCUACAGCAAGCCCGCGAUGGCUUGACUGCUGUAAGGAGGGGAAGAAGCCUCACAGGCCAUUAUCUCUUCCCUCCACUCUGCAGCUCCACGCUCUUCAGCCAUAUUACGAUGUAAUUCUCCUCUCCACUUCUCACUUCUUCUAUCUUCCCUGUUACAGAUUUCCUCCCUGUCCCUGUCCCUUCCCUCCCCGACACCUUCUAAUUUCUCUUUUACAGUUGUCUCCCAGUCAUUCUCACACCCACCCCCUCCCUCUCGCCUCCCCAUAUCAAAGGGUAUUAACCUCAUGGGGAGAAAUUAUAUUCCAUCAUCUCUCUUAUAGAUGUUAUUUAAGCUUCUUUGAGAAGGAGGCAAUAAGUCCAAGACCCUAAUUUGCACAUUUUCUCCUCUCCUUCUUUGUGAUUUGCAUGUAAACCCGCACGAAUAAUUACAACUCUGCACCCCUUUAAAACUAGCAAGUAACAUUACCAACCCUAAAGAGCAAUCUGAGGCUUAGAGUGGCUAAAUUAACACAGAUAUGAGGUUUAGGUGGUAAAAUGAAAGUUAAAUAUAACAAAUAAAAGAAUGAAAAAUCUAAUUCCUAAGCAGCCACAGAGGCUCAGUGACCUACUGCGAGUGCUGUGUUUAACAGUUCACCUCGCUGGACCAUGCAUUUAAACACUUAGAGGCACUUUGCUGCUUGAAGUAGGUUGCUAGCACAUCUAGGACCAUCACAACCUAUUUCCCCAAGCAGAGACUACAAACAUAGCAUUGCACCAUUGCAUGCACACGUCUUCAGAAGAAGGUGCACGCAGAGUAACUUUCAUGUUCGUGCACACUUCAGUGGAACACUGUUGUACAGAAAAUUGUACGCACACUUACACUUUUUGUGUGGGUUUUUUUUUUUUUUGCAAAUUUGAUGCUCUCUGUGACCCAUUUUUACUAAUUCUCAAGCGAAGCAUGAAAGUCUGGUCUACAUUCACAAAAUCGUCCCCCCGCCCGCCGUCCCCCCACCCUUCCACUUUGCACUUCUUAUAAGCUUUUCAAGGCCGCUUGCCUCAAUGAAAGCACUGAGAGCAUCCUAAAUUUCCAUAUUAGUUUUAUUUUCAUAUAAGACCUAUAGACACAUUAUUCCACACGGGCACGCGCCCACAACUGUGUUUUCUGUCAAUAUCAGCUCUGAGGCAUAAUUCAAUGUGCCACCGAGGUCAGCGCUCUUUGCAGUCUGUCCGCUCCAUUUGGUGUGAAAACAAAUAAACAUACAAAAAAAAGACAAUGCAUUAAGAGGAGAGAGUGACAGAUCGAAGGCGACACUGACAGAAGGUCUGUGUCGCAGCAGCUGUGAUGCAUUUAGGAGAGUCUAAGAGAAACAGAGUGGUAAUUGUUAUCUGUAGUAUCACCUUCAUCCUCCUCUCACCGUUCAUCCAUUCACAUCCGUAAUCUGUUGAAUUGCAUGCUCCGUCUCUCAUUCUUAGCGUUCAUGUUAUGUGUCGGGUGAUUCAUUUUUAAAUUAUUUGUGUGCGAGUAUGUGUGAAAGGAAGAGUGCCGACUGAAGCAGAACUUCUUAUAAAUGUCUCAUCUCAUUCCCACGAGUGUAUUGUUGCUAAAGAUUGUAUUUGUUAUUUUUGGUUGUAAUAUAUUUCUUAUUAUAUGUUGUGUUUGAUGUCAUUAGUUGGCUUGUUUCUGUGACUGUCAAAGAGACUGGCCGCAUCACACGGUGGACUGACCCGGAAGAGUGUUUUUUGCUUCUUUUUUUUUUAGAAUCAUUUUUUGUCUUUUGUUUGUUUGUCACACGCACAAAAACAACAACCACAGAAAAACAUCAGUUAUCCAAAUUAUUCACUAAUGAUUCAAAUAGCACUCACAUCUAAAAAAGGCUUGAUGAUAAUUUUGGCUCUUUCCAUUAACGCGGAUUUUUGUAAACAUGUCAAUUAUCGACAUGUUGUCGUGGUUCCAUCGUGCGAUGCUGCUCUCUCUUUUUGGCUCAUUUUUGUUUUUGUUUGCUAAAUGUGUUCAUUUUCAUUUGUUGACGUCCUCAUUAAAUUCAUUGUCAUUUCA